GCUAUAAGAGCGAGGAGCCAAGGCCAGGGGAGCGGGAGACACAGUUUGCGCUCGUGGUAUCAGGUGCAGGGCAGCCGUUGGUUGACUCCGUGGAUUUUCUGUCCCUGGUGUUCUUGCCUAACGUCGCUUGCCUAUCUGUCGGUCAGGAUGUCUGCCCGCGGCCCGGCUAUUGGCAUCGACCUGGGCACCACUUACUCGUGCGUAGGGGUCUUCCAACAUGGCAAAGUGGAGAUUAUCGCCAACGACCAGGGCAACCGCACCACCCCCAGCUACGUGGCCUUCACCGACACCGAGCGCCUCAUUGGCGAUGCCGCCAAGAACCAGGUGGCUAUGAACCCCACCAACACCAUCUUCGACGCCAAGAGGCUGAUCGGACGGAAGUUCGAGGACGCUACUGUGCAGUCGGACAUGAAACACUGGCCGUUCCGAGUGGUGAGCGAGGGAGGGAAGCCCAAAGUGCAGGUGGAGUACAAGGGAGAGAUCAAGACCUUCUUCCCAGAGGAGAUCUCCUCCAUGGUCCUCACUAAGAUGAAGGAGAUCGCCGAAGCCUACCUGGGGGGCAAGGUGCAGAGCGCAGUCAUCACUGUCCCGGCCUAUUUCAACGACUCGCAGCGCCAGGCCACGAAGGACGCGGGCACCAUCACGGGCCUCAACGUGCUCCGCAUCAUCAACGAGCCCACGGCGGCGGCCAUAGCCUAUGGCCUGGACAAGAAGGGCAGCGCCGGCGGCGAGAAGAACGUGCUCAUCUUUGACCUGGGCGGCGGCACCUUCGACGUGUCUAUCCUGACCAUUGAGGAUGGCAUCUUCGAGGUGAAGUCCACUGCCGGCGACACUCACCUGGGCGGCGAGGACUUUGAUAACCGUAUGGUGAGCCACCUGGCCGAGGAGUUCAAGCGCAAGCACAAGAAGGACAUCGCGCCCAACAAGCGCGCGGUGCGGCGGCUUCGCACCGCCUGCGAGCGCGCCAAGCGCACCCUGAGCUCCUCCACACAGGCUAGCAUCGAGAUCGACUCGCUCUACGAAGGUGUGGACUUCUACACAUCAAUCACCCGCGCUCGCUUUGAGGAGCUCAACGCCGACCUGUUCCGCGGGACCCUGGAGCCGGUGGAGAAGGCGCUGCGCGACGCCAAGCUGGACAAGGGCCAGAUCCAGGAGAUCGUGCUGGUUGGUGGCUCUACCCGCAUCCCCAAGAUCCAGAAGCUGCUGCAGGAUUUCUUCAACGGCAAAGAGCUCAACAAAAGCAUCAACCCCGAUGAGGCGGUGGCCUACGGAGCAGCGGUGCAGGCGGCCAUCCUGAUCGGAGACAAGUCAGAGAACGUGCAGGACCUGCUGCUACUAGACGUGACCCCGUUGUCGCUGGGCAUCGAGACGGCUGGCGGCGUUAUGACCCCACUCAUCAAGAGGAACACCACGAUCCCCACCAAACAGACGCAGACCUUCACCACCUACUCAGACAACCAGAGCAGCGUGCUGGUCCAGGUGUACGAGGGCGAACGGGCCAUGACCAAGGACAAUAACCUGCUGGGCAAGUUCGACCUGACGGGGAUUCCCCCGGCGCCUCGCGGGGUCCCCCAGAUUGAGGUCACCUUCGACAUCGACGCCAACGGCAUCCUCAACGUCACCGCCGCCGACAAGAGCACUGGCAAAGAAAACAAAAUCACCAUCACCAACGACAAGGGUCGUCUGAGCAAGGACGACAUUGACCGGAUGGUCCAGGAAGCGGAGAGGUACAAAUCGGAAGAUGAAGCCAAUCGCGACCGUGUCGCUGCCAAAAACGCCGUGGAGUCCUACACCUACAACAUCAAGCAGACGGUGGAAGACGAGAAGCUGCGGGGCAAGAUUAGCGAACAGGACAAAAACAAGAUCCUCGACAAGUGUCAGGAGGUGAUCAACUGGCUCGACCGAAACCAGAUGGCGGAGAAAGAUGAGUUUGAACACAAGCAGAAAGAGCUGGAAAGAGUGUGCAACCCCAUCAUCAGCAAACUUUACCAAGGCGGCCCUGGCGGCGGCGGCGGGUCCGGAGCCUCGGGGGGACCCACCAUCGAGGAAGUGGACUAAGCUUGCACUCCAAUGAGGUUCCUGCUUUGAAUUACCAACAACUUAAUUGGAGAAGAUCUGGGUAAACUUUUCCCCCUCUUUAAACACAGAAACCAGACUGGGAUCUUCCAAUGUACCCAAACUCCUAAGGCUUGGCUUAAGUGUUCAAGUGAAAAUCCACCUGUAUAUUCCAUUAAAAUACAAGCUAUAUUUUGGGGUUAAAUGUAAAAUGAUUCUUUAAAAAAAGCUGGGGCACUAGUUGUCUUCCGGUAAUAGCCCGAAGUAGUGUGAACAAACUGCUUUCUGUGACAUUCAGGUGCGCCUGAAACAAGAACCAGUACGUAAACUUUAAAGCCACUUAAUAUUAAGAGUCCAAAUUUAGUCAAACUUGUUUUAACUUUCUAGUAAAACAACUCAGUUCCUGAGCUUAUUCCAUAAGGAUGUAUUUCCAGUAGGUACAAUUUCUAGGUGGGUAGGAGAUUUGUAGAUAUUUUUUCUCCCGAUUUAAGAAUCAUAAUGAUUUUGCAAUACCUGCCUUAAAUCACUAGAACAGAUUUUUUAAAGGCAAACUGCAACAUGGUUCUGUAUUUUGUUAAUAUACAGCUUGUCCAUUUUCCUAUAUAUAUAUAUCUGAUUUGAGAUUGUCGUAGAUAGGAAUAUUGCAACCCUUUGGAAGAAACGACUUUGAAGGAUAAAGUCCACUAUCCUGGGCUUUAAAAUCCACAACCUUGGGAGAAGGAGGGUUCAUGUUUAUUUUUUAGUGGAAUUACACUUCUGCUUUGUUUUGAUUUAUUCUCUUUAAGGGAAACUUGAGAUAAAUUCUGUAAAGCUGAUUGGAAAUUGCAUAACCUAAUGUUUUCACUACAUAUAUACAUUUUGAUAUCUUUCCAAAUAAUGUGGAUUUGCUUCAUGUUGUUCAUAAUGGUGAAUUAUAGAAACUAUAUUUUUAAUUUAGUAGCGGACCCUUUAAUUUAGUAGUGGAUCUUUAUUAUGCAGAGGGAAUCAAAAGUAGGGAACAAAUUAGCCUAAAACUGGGCUUUGGUAAUGACCCUCACACAAGAAAUGACUCUUAAGUACAUACACAUUUCCUUCCCCCCAACCCCAGCAGGUCUCAUUUGGGUGGGGGAUGAAGAUAAAAAAGCAAUUGUGAAAUUACUUCAAAAUAAACUUUUAGAAAUUACACUGAAAAGCUGAAGAUAACUUGGAGUUCUCAGCGCCGGUGCCACACUAAUGGAAAAUUUUCAGCAAGGAGGUAUAAUGGUGUUUCACUGACUACAGAUAUCACAGAUAUUUGACAAACUACUUGUUAUUAAGAAAACAGAUCAUUAAUAGCCUUAGAGUGACUUUGAGCUUUCAUUUUUACCAAGAUAAUACCCGUGCUAUUAAGCUUCUGUUAGAUCUUUAUGUGUUGAAAGUGUUUAUCCCUUGCUCUAACUUCAGAAUGUAAUGGAGUCUUUCUGUAAGUGCAAUCUGGUAUUAGUAUGACUCAUUUUAGACCUCACUUUAAAAGAUACUAGCUUCUAAAGUAACAGAAAAAUGACCGGAGGUAGUCUCUUUGAUCCUGUGGCCAGGCCUAUGGUAACUGGCUAUAACACCAAUUUCGAUCUAUGUAAACACUUAUUUUCUAUUAUUUUGAAAAGUAAUUUGUAAAACUUCUAGCUUUCUUGAGUGUUUUUUCUUUAAUUCUGUCUUCUCAAAUUUAUCUAGAUCUGAAUGUUAUUAAGAUAAAGCUACCAAAGCAGCCAUUCAGUGUUUCCAGGGGUCAGUUGAAACUAGUAACCCAAUAACCCCUGGGAACUCCUUAGCAAAUGUUAGAUCAGCUAUAGUCAAAUGACAAUGGAAAAAGUACUUGAUGUUAGGACAAGGCUAAAUUACAGUUUAAGAAUUAAUUAAGCAUCACUUGAACUUUAAAGUAGUGAGUUAUGUUAGAGACUAGUGGUCAUUUAUGACUAAAGCAAAUGCAGUACAUGUAGAAUAAAAAAUACAUUUCUCAGAAUAGGCACUUAAAUUCUUCUUACCUGAAUGUCUAAUUAACACAGUUGUCCCUGUUUUGAGGCAAUGAAGCUAGAUACCUGUUAAAAUAACACAUACUAGGUAAUUUACAGUAUUUGAGAUGUGUGGUGUUUCAAAACAAGCUCACUCUAAAUUUUUUAUAGUAUUAAUUUGAUAGGUAUAAUGUUAAUGCAUUAAAACUUACAUAUUAGGAGGUAUUAAUGAUAUAUAUUUAAACUUAUAUAGAAUAGGAUAUUUAGUGAAUCAUCUAAUCAAUACAUCAGGGAGACUAAACAAGAAUUUCUUUAUCCUAUAUAUAAUCUUAAGUAGGAAUACAACCUGGUUAUUUAGAUGAAAUCAAAAGAUUUCUUUUUAUGAAGUUCAAAUACUAGGCCCAUGAUAAGGCCUUCACCUACUUUAAAUGGAAUGUAGUUUAUAAAAGUUGUGUUGUGAGGCAUUUUCCUCUUCCUUGAACACUGUAAUUAAAGUUUUAAAGAAUCUCAAACCCAUAUAUUACAAUUGCUAAAAUAUAUAUUCUAAAAUAUAUUUUAUAUUUAUAUAUUUUAUACAAAGAACUUUACAUAUUUCAUAAAAGUAUAUACAUUAAAGAACAAGAAUAUCCAAUUGCUUCUGUAUAUUUAAUUUGUAAAUAAGUAUCAGAAAACUUUUGAAGGACUGUCCUUAAGCAUUAAAAUUAGAUACAGAAUUUCAUUCCUUGACGAAAAAGUAAGGAUCUUUGGGAAAAGAGACCAGUAUUUACUUUUGAUAUAACUCUUGGAAUGGAUAUAGGCAUUUCUGAAACGUAAUAGGGCGAUAUUUAUUGUAGAAAUGUCUUUCUUUUAUCAAUACAUAAAAUCAAGAAGCCAUAGGCUCUUUUCUCCACCACUUUCAGGAUAGAUUAUUAGGUUGUUUGUGAAUUCAAGAUUAGGGAAGUGAGCAACCAAAAAUGGAGUUGCUAUUCAAAUACCAUCAUUGCCACAUCCUUACAUGUUAAUUUUUAAAGGUAAAAUUGUAACACUAUGAAAACAUGUCCAUUAUGACUUUUUCAUAAUAUUGAGGCAGGACAACAAGAAGCUAGGAAAAUCCCUUGGCAAAUAGAAUGGAGAAACUGAGACAGACUGCUGAACAAACUGGCCAAGCAACUUACAGCCAGAUGCAGAAGUCAGCUCCCUGGAGAUAACAUCUAGGCCUCAGUUGUAUUUCAGCUCCAGGCCCAGAAAAGAGUCAAAACCAGGUGGGUGACACCAGGACCAGCCUCAGUGACUAAUGACCCCUCUACUGGUUGACUAAUCAGUAGAGACCAUGACCCUGAAAGGGCACCCCUGGAAAACUAGUGAAUAUUCUACUGAUGAAUAAUAUUCUGCUGAAACUCUUCCCUGAAACCUCCUCUAAAAUUCCUGCCAGCAAGAGAGAGAGAGAAAAUCCCCAAGACAAAGGACCCAGCCUGUUCUCUCCCUCUGGGAAGCAUGCCUACACCUUUCCUUUUCCCUUCCUCUUCCCCAGCGGGCAUGCAUCUCCCAUACUUUAAGCAUCCCCAUGAGACUUGCAGUGGGUAGCAGCAGCUCAUCCUGUCCCAGGCUAACCUCCUGAACCUGUCUCCAGGCCUCCUUUUCUCAGUGAGCUAAAGCAGCCCUACCUGGGCUCAUUUCUUUCCUGUAACAUUUUUAGAGUGCCAAAGCAGCCAGCCUAGGUCUCUCCUGUUGCUGGUUCUAUACUAAACCCUUUCUUGUUUCACUGACCUCAACUUCAAUAAACCUGCUCGCAAUCACCUGGACUCCUGUUGUGAAAUCUCUCCUGCAUGAAUUCAAGAACCCACACACUAUUGGUUAGCCCCAGGCAGACCUGCUCAGGACCAGGUCCCUUGACCAGUAACAGCAUAAGCAUGCAUUGUAAUUCAGUUAAUGUUUUACACCUAAAAAUCUGGGACCAGCAAUUCAGUUCUAUAUUAUAUGCUCUUAGUUAUAUGACCUUGAAAUGUUUCUUUUAAUUAGGGGGAAAAAAACCCACCCAACAAAACCUUUCCAUCACAGGACACUUGGCAUUGUUAAUUAGAUAGUACUUUUACCCCUACUUUAUAACGUCGUGAUUUUUUUCUAAAAGGAAAGUUAUUUACAUUUUAGGUUGUGAGUUUCUAAUGUUAUAAAAAACACCUAUUUGGUGCAAAAUGUAACCUGAGAAAUGAGUGGGUCAAUUUUACAGUAAUGAUUUAGAGCAAUAAAAACAAUCUUCCUUCUUUUGUUAGGAGUUGGUAAUACGGAAGUAUAAGAUGAAUUAGAAGGGUUCCUUUAAAUACUGUUCCUUCUAGCACCUGUGAAAUAACUUGUCAUGAAACAUUUAUGUAGGGCUUCUCAUUAUUUGGGGUUCUCAACUCUUAUUUUUUACCUUAGUUUUAUACAUUAGACAGCCCGAAGUUAGACUAUGGAGAGGUGUAAAAGAUCUUUGUUGUUCUCCACUCAUUGGGAUAAAUUGGUCGACUGAAGUGUGAUCUUCCUAAUAACAGUUGUCAGGUGAAUAGAUUCCAGGUUUUUCUGGAGCUUUAGCUUGUUAUUUCUCCCUGUCCACCCCACCCCAGGUUAUAUAUACUGUUUGGUGAAAAACUCUUGGUGAAUGGAAUAGUCUUACUCCUUUUCAAAUGAGUCAUCUUGUAGGAAGCCAGCCUUGAGGCCACGGCCUCAAGGCAGCACGGCCAGCGAAUAGGUAGGUGGGGUUUUAUGUAUCCUGAGCUAAUGGGAACAGCUACCAGCAAUGAACAAAAGUGAAUGGAAGGUAAAUCUAAGUGAUUACAAUUUUAUAUUAUUGUAACCAGUGAUUGUCUUAUCAAGUAGUGAGACCGAGAGAGUGGAGAUAGUAGGAAUGUCUAUUGU
Molecule: messenger RNA, 6893 nt
Organism: Artibeus jamaicensis (Jamaican fruit-eating bat)
Lineage: Eukaryota; Metazoa; Chordata; Mammalia; Chiroptera; Phyllostomidae
Gene: HSPA2
Product: heat shock protein family A (Hsp70) member 2
Exons: 2
Coding region: 148-2058 (636 amino acids)
Biological process (GO): protein refolding; vesicle-mediated transport; cellular response to unfolded protein
Cellular component (GO): nucleus; plasma membrane; cytoplasm
Molecular function (GO): ATP binding; misfolded protein binding; ATP-dependent protein folding chaperone
Source: RefSeq, a predicted model, not a curated record